GCACUUAGCUUUUACAAAGGAUGAAAGUUCACUCGUUAUAAACUCCGUGUAUAAAGAUUAACAGAUAGCUAGGUUUUUUAUUUAGGAAUUUAAAAAUUAAUGGUGGCGUAUUUAUACUGCAACGUCAUGCGCGUGCGCGUGCACGUCGACUUCAUCUCAACCCUGUUUACACAUUAAAAUGAAUCAUUUACAAAAUAUAUUUUUGUUUUCUAAGCAAGUUGUAGAUUUUGGUUGCUAAAUAUAACGCUCCUAACUAUUGGCCAGGCCCGACGUUUCAGAGUGACAUUUCCAUGGUAACGGCGACGUUUCUGAUUGGGUGGGCCGCACUGGAGGAUUGUGGGUAGUGUAGUCCUUGAACAAAUCGUGACUUUGCAAAUAACGUGUAUAAUUAUUUUUAAUUAUUUUAAAGCUAUUAAAUUUCGCACUAAUGAUAGUUAGUUAACGGUAGUUAAUACAUUAUGUCUAAAAAAAAUGAUAUAUAAUUAAGGAUAAUUCAUGACCUGUCACUUUCACUUCCGGAAGCGGCCAGCUCCAGCUCUAUGGCAACGUCAUCCGUGUUGCGUGUGCGCGUGCGCUGCUUCGCCUGUCUCCGGCGUUUAUGUUUGUGUGCGUGUGUCUGAGUGUGCUUUACCGAACCGAGCUAGCGCGUUUGUUACGGUUCCGACCCGCAGAGGUGCGCGACAUGGCGGCGGCGGCGGCGGCGGCCCCAAACUCGAGCCCAAACUCGAACUCGAACUCGAAUCCAGGCCGGAGCUCAGGUUCGGGUUCAGGCGCGAGCCCGGAGGAGGCGCACCGGCCCGCGGCGGCAGCAGCAGCAGCGUCGGCGGCUCUGGCGAGUGACGGUGAACCGGAGGAGGCCGAGCAGUUCUCCUCAGCGCUGCACUGCUCGGAGCUCGCGCGGCGGCAGAACGAGCAGCGGAAGCUCGGGCUCUUCUGCGACGUCACGCUGGCGUUCAGCGGCGGCGGCGGCGGCGGAGGAGGAGGGGGAGGAGGAGGAGAGGGCGCGGGCAGUGGGUUCGAGCUCGGCGCGCACCGGUCUGUGCUCGCAGCCGCCACCGAUUACUUCACCCCGCUGCUCGGGGGCCAGUUCGCGGAGUCCGUGUCGCGGCGCGUGGAGAUGAAGGAGUGGAGCAGCGAGUCGGGGCCCGAGCGCGAGACCGUCGAGGGCGUCGUGCAGUUCAUGUACACCGGAGAGAUCCGCGUCAGCACGAGCAACGUGCACGAGGUGCUGGAGCUCGCGGACAGGUUCCUGCUGGUGCAGCUGAAGGAGUUCUGUGGGGAUUUCCUGAAGCGGAAGCUGAGCCUGGCGAACUGCGUGGCCGUACACAGCCUGGCGCACAUGUACACGCUGGACCAGCUGGCGUUGCGCGCCGCUGAAAUGAUACGGCGCAACUUCCACAGGGUGAUCCAAGACGACGAGUUCUACACGCUGCCGUUCCACCUGGUGCGCGACUGGCUGAGCGACGCCGAGAUCACCGUCGACUCGGAGGAGGUUUUGUUCGACGCCGUUGUCAAGUGGGUGCGUCGGGGCACUGAGGACCGCGAGAGGCACUUUGAGGAGCUUUUCCGCCUCCUUAGGCUGCCUCAGAUCAAGCCCACUUACCUGACGAGGGUGGUGAAGAACGAGCCGCUCGUGGCGCGGAACGAGGCAUGUCUCAAACUCGUCUCGGAUGCUGUGGAGAGUCACGCCAUCCGUUUUGAGAACCAUAAAAAAUCAGCAUCUGAUUCGGAAUUCUGGGCCGCUUUUCAGCCUCGAUUCGGACAAAACAUGGACGUCAUCAUGGUGGUCGGUGGAGUUUCGGAAGGAGGCGACUAUUUGAGCGAGUGUGUCGGGUAUUUUGUGUAUGAAGAUCGUUGGGUGAAUCUUCCACACAUCCAUAACCACCUUGAUGGCCACGCAAUCGCAGUUACAGAUUCGUACGUCUACGUCGCAGGAUCUAUGGAACCCGGAUUCGCCAAAACAGUGGAAAGAUACAAUCCGAAUCGCAACACUUGGGAGCAAGUGAGCAAUCUCACGACUCGGAAGCACUCGUUCGGCCUGACGUGUGUCAAAAAUAUCCUCUACAGCAUCGGAGGGCACGGGAAUUUCAGCCCGGGAUUCAAGGAUGUAAGUGUUUACGAACCGGAGCAGGACAAAUGGCACAAUUUGGAAUCAGCACCAAAAAUCUUGCGAGACGUGAAAGCGAUUAGCGUUGAAGAUCGCUACGUUUACGUAACGGCGAGGACCCCCGUGGAUACGGACAACGAUGAUGGGCUCAAGACGGUGACGACGCGCUACGACACCGAGAGCCGCCAGUGGCAGGAAGUCGAUUCUUUGCCCCUGAUUGACAAUUACUGCCUCUUCCAGAUGGCUGUGGCGUCCACAAAUUUUUACCACACCGCAUCAUGCUGUCCGAGAAGCUACACUAAUGUCCGAGAUGAAGCCGCACGGCAGAAAAUUAGUGCCCGAAUCUCAGAUGAGAUCCUUGAAAGCCUGCCUCCGGAGGUCACCAGCGUUGAAGGCGCCGCUGUGUGCUUCCUCGGAGACGACGUGUUUGUCAUCGGUGGCUGGAAAAACAGCGACGACGUGGACAAGCAGUAUCGAAAAGAGGCGUACCGUUACUGCGCUGAGAGGAAACGAUGGAUGCUGCUUCCUCCGAUGCCGCAGCCUCGUUGCCGGGCGACCGCGUGCCACGUCCGUAUCCCCUACCGCUUCCUGUAUGGGUGCCAGAGGUACCCGAUGCCGCAGAAUUUAGCGCGACAGCGAGACCGGAUGCAGCAGAUGCAGCAGCUUCAUCGGCGCACGCUCACCCUGCGCAGGCAGCUGCAGUCUCAGAUCGAAUGCUGAAGGAAUAAACAAUAUUCGGCGGUGUUUUGGGUCCAAGCUGAAGGAAGAGAGUUCUCUGGGCCAUCAGGUGGUGAUGAGGAGCUGCUGUGAUUUUGUGAAUACCAUCAACAUCUUUUGGUCCAGCCUUCAUCUUCUCACAGAGGAAAAUGAGGUCGGAAACUUGAUCGUCAUUGUGUGUUGAAAGUAAUGGCAAAAACGAAUGCUAGAAAAGGUCCUCCAGGCCACUUGGGAGCGCUGAUGAACGAAGAAAUGUGAUGUUCAUUUUCAUUGUGUAUUAACGCUUCUUUGUAUAUUUAUUUGUCAACUUUUUGGUUUCUGGGGAUGAAAUUGAAGCCUCAGUGAGAGCAGCAUGAGAUCUGCUGGUCUGGAUUGAAGGAGUCAGAGAUAGUCGGUGACAAUCGCCUGUGUUUUGGGUUCAGCGUGAAUGUCCUCAGGUCCACUGGGGGGUGACGAUGAACAAGGAGCUAUAAAUAACAUUCCACCAUUACGGGUUUCAUAUUGUGUUCUGUAUAUGGUAUUUGUCAAGCUUUUCGUAGAGACCGACUGAUGUGAAGAUUUUGUCGCUUUUAAGGAGCUAAAAAUUCUCAAAAUUUAGGCAAGCACCAGUAGGUUUUUAGGCAAACUCAUAAACAACAGUGACAAAAUCUCUAAACGUAACUUGAGCUUUUUGCUUAAAUGUCAAGAGAUGGCGAGUUUAAAUCCUGAUGAUGUCGCUGUUGUUGAACUACGUUCAUACACAGCAUCACUUCCUGCGAGUGAUUAGCCCCGACCCCAACGUUAGCGCCUGCAUCGUGUUUGAUGGCUGUUCAAAAUAGCGUCACGUACGUGAAUAAGGUUUUCGUGUUAAAAAAAAAUGUAGACAUAUUUCCAGUGAUUGCAGUAAGCCUGUGAAGAGUGCAAUAUAAAACGCGUAUAUAACAGUCAGGCCGUAGAUUUCUCAGUUAAAGUUUCUGCUAAGAAUGUGAGCUUAUGCAUAUUAUAUAAUGUAUAGGAAAAUGUUUCAUAAUUCUCUCUCUCUCUCUCUCUCUCUCUCUUUCUCUCUCUCCCUCUCUCUCUCUCUCUCUCUCUCUCUCUCU
Messenger RNA from Pangasianodon hypophthalmus (striped catfish), 3903 nucleotides. It is a transcript of the gene klhl11, whose product is annotated as kelch-like family member 11. Lineage: Eukaryota; Metazoa; Chordata; Actinopteri; Siluriformes; Pangasiidae. The record is from RefSeq and is a predicted model, not a curated record. The transcript has 2 exons. Gene Ontology annotation, molecular function: protein binding. Bases 599 to 2827 code for a protein of 742 amino acids.